AGUGCGCUGAGCACUCGUGCGGGUGACAACACAGCCACGCUCCACGUUCAGAACAACACGGACUUCAACUCAACAGUUUCACAGUCAGGUGAAGCAUGAACUGAUGUUCAGAUAACGACAGCAGCAUUUCUGUCCAUCACUGACUCUCACCUCCUGGUGUCAGAAGAUAUGACAUGUGGGAAUUUAACGCACAUCUGGGGCCUCAACGGUCGAGCGCUGGAAUCUUUGGUCUCCUGCCUCACUGCGGCCCUUUCCGUCACAGUGCUCACAUUCACACUGCUCGGGAUCCUGUGUUUCAGAAGAUAUCGUUCUUUGACCUGUACCAUUCGGGAGCUGCGGGCGACCAAGAUGCCGUUGCAACCCGUAUCUCGGCAAGAAGCUUCCAUCACGUCUGCAAGGCCAGUGGGGGAGGAAGAGGAGGAGCUUCAGCCUCAGACUCUUCUACAUAAUAGCAGCAUAGUUAGGUCUUCAUCCAAGAAGCGAUGGAAAGGCCUGCAUCAGGGUCCUCGAUUCACAAAGUUGGAUCUGAACCUGCUGCAGCUGAUCAAAGCAGGGAAAGAAGGCGUCUUCUACCAGGCCAGGAUGACCAGAGGGACGUGUAAAGGCCACAACAUGUUCACAUGCAAAAUCAGCAAAGAAGGCGUCCGUCUCAAGCAGGUGGAAGUAGAAGUUUCCAUCAUGAGGAAACUGAUGCACCAUAAGAACAUCCUGCAGUUACUGGACUGGAGCACGACUGAGGAGCCUUACAUCCUGAUCAUGGAGUAUGUGAGCUAUGGCACACUCAGGACCUUCCUGCAGACCAACAAAAGCCUCCUGAGUGCAGAUCCUGAACUGCAGAGCCUCCUCACCAUCGCCUCUUACCACAUCGCUCUGGCUAUGCAGCACCUGCGCUCCAAAAUGAUAGUUCACUGUGACUUGGCUCUGAGGAACAUCAUGGUCAAUAGGUUUCCCUGGGAAGUGAAAGUGGCAGAGUUCGGCCUGGCUCGGGAUUUAUCACGACUGACCAGUCGCCACAGCAGCCGCUGGAGAAACCCACACCAGCGAGUGCCACUGCGCUGGUAUCCACCCGAGUACUUCAAGAACAACUACUACAGCUUCAAGGGAGACGUGUGGGCGUUCGGCAUCGUGCUGUGGGAGAUGCAGACGUUUGGCACUUUACCAUACCCACACCUGGAGACGUCAGAAGCAGUGGUGUACCACAUCUGUAUCGGUCAUAAAAACACAAACCCUGAAGGCUGCAGACCAGAAAUACUUCAUAUCAUCCAGGACUCGUGGCUGGAGCCGUACACUCUGAGACCCUCAUUCUCUGACAUUAUCCGUAUGUUAGAGGACAUCAUAGAAAACGACGCGGACUAUGUGGAUGUGGAGAGUCCACAGCUGCUGGUGACAGAUGAGGCUGAAUAUCAUGAAGCUAAAUAUCUGCGAGCAGCCAGCAUCACUGUGGAUGAUUUAAAUACCAUCUAAAUAGAUCAGACAUGAUAAAACACUGUCUAUCCUCAUCACAGUAAUCGACCAAGCUUCAUAACCUGUGUGAUUAAUCACCAAAUCCAUCAAUCAAUGGAGACACAGGUCAUUUUUUCCCACAACAGAGGGGAAAGUUUAUCUUAAAUAUUGAUAAUAUUUACAGUAGGCAGGAUUUUUUUUAUAGAUAAAAGAUUUAAAGUAAAAGUAAUUUGAGCACAGUCGGCUACAGACUUUUCACAGGAGGCAGAUUUAUUCCCAUUAAGAUCAUUUGCUCUCUCACCAUCCUCCUCUUCCUCACAUAUACUUCAUAUAAUGGUAUUAUUAUUUUUAUUUAAUUUAUUAUAAUUAUUGUUUGUUAUUUCAGCUCCACUCUGAUCACAUACCCUUGUAUAUACAGUAGAACAGUAUUUAUGAUUUUUAGCACAACCAGAGGAAGCUCCCGUACCACUGGUGGUGCACAUACCAUAGUUUGAGAACCAAAGUUCAAAGUUCUAGAUGUUAAGUAACACUAAGAGUUUUUAUGGACAAAUAGUUCAACUUAUCAUGUUUAAUUAACUCUUUUAGUGAUAUUCUACAACUGUAAAAUCUUAUUUCAUUUGAACAUUUUAUUUUUCAAUUUUUUGUACAUAAAUCUCUCUUGAAAUAGUGACCAACAUCGUUUUAUUACAGCUUUUUUUUUAUUAAAAGUAAUUCUAGAAUUGAUUGUUGUUUUCUUAUCUAGUAUUUGAACACAAGCACAUUCAAAUCACCCUU
Molecule: messenger RNA, 2217 nt
Organism: Solea solea (common sole)
Lineage: Eukaryota; Metazoa; Chordata; Actinopteri; Pleuronectiformes; Soleidae
Product: tyrosine kinase receptor Cad96Ca
Exons: 12
Coding region: 169-1464 (431 amino acids)
Biological process (GO): protein phosphorylation; cell surface receptor protein tyrosine kinase signaling pathway; positive regulation of kinase activity
Cellular component (GO): signaling receptor complex
Molecular function (GO): ATP binding; transmembrane receptor protein tyrosine kinase activity
Source: RefSeq, a predicted model, not a curated record